Molecule: messenger RNA, 450 nt
Organism: Ilyonectria robusta
Lineage: Eukaryota; Fungi; Ascomycota; Sordariomycetes; Hypocreales; Nectriaceae
Product: ubiquitin-conjugating enzyme/RWD-like protein
Exons: 4
Coding region: 1-450 (149 amino acids)
Source: RefSeq, a predicted model, not a curated record
AUGGCUCUGCCAAAGCGCAUCAUAAAGGAGACGGAGCGGCUCAUGGCCGAGCCUGUUCCCGGAAUCAGCGCCAUCCCCCACGAGGAGAACCUGCGCUACUUCGACGUCGAGAUCCAUGGCCCCGCCCAGUCGCCAUACGAGGGCGGUGUCUUCAAGCUCGAGCUAUUCCUCCCCGACGACUACCCCAUGACUCCUCCCAAGAUCCGUUUCCUCACCAAGAUCUUCCAUCCCAACGUCGACAAGCUGGGCCGCAUCUGCCUCGAUGUCCUGAAGAACAACUGGUCACCCGCUCUCCAGAUCCGAACCAUCCUCCUCUCCAUCCAGGCCCUCCUCGGUGCCCCGAACCCCGACGACCCUCUCGCUGCCGACGUUGCCAAGAGCUGGAAGGAGGACGAACAAGCUGCGAUUGCGACUGCCAGGGAAUGGACCGCCAAGUAUGCUAAGCAAUAA